Coffea arabica (coffee) is the source of this 1182-nucleotide messenger RNA. RefSeq lists its product as uncharacterized. Gene Ontology annotation, cellular component: plasma membrane. The record is from RefSeq and is a predicted model, not a curated record. Gene Ontology annotation, molecular function: protein binding. Lineage: Eukaryota; Viridiplantae; Streptophyta; Magnoliopsida; Gentianales; Rubiaceae.
AUGGGUGAGAAAGAACUGGAGAAAGAACCGGAGAAAAGGCUCUGUGAUGCCGCACUAAAAGGUGACGUUACCCCUCUUCAUCAGUUACUUGGAGAAGAUCCAGUUGUUCUUGAUAAAGCUGCUUUGAACUGCGAGGAUAAGAAUCCUCUACACAUAGCAGCAAUGUUGGGCCAUGCAGAUUUUGUAAAAGCAAACUUACAAGUUCAAUCUGCUUAUUUUUUGUGCUUGGCCCGUGAUCGAGAAGGCAGAAACCCUUUACAUCUUGCUGCCAUUUAUGGCAGAUUGACAGUCUUGCAAGUGCUGCUUGAUGCCGGAUUUGAAGCCGCUGUGGAGAAGACAGAUGGGGAAGAGACCAUUUUGCAUUUGUGUGUCAAAUAUAAUCAGCUAGAGGCCUUGAAGGUGCUAGUCAACCGAUUAAAAGAUACACAGCUUCCGAAGGGCAGAAGUGAGGAUGCUGCUUACUUUUUGUGCUUGGCCCGUGAUGGAAAUGGCAGAAACCCCAUACAUCUUGCUGCCAUGUAUGGCAGAUUGGCAGUUUUGCAAGAGCUACUUGAUGCCGGAUUUCAAGCAGCUCUGGAGAAGACAGACGAGGGAGGGACCAUUUUGCAUUUAUGUGUCAAGUAUAAUCAGCUGGAGGCCUUGAAGAUGCUAGUCGACAUCUCAAAAGAUGUAUGGUUUCAGAACGCCAAAAAUGAGGAUGGAAUGACCAUAUUACACAUGGCCAUAUACUAUCGUCAAAACCAGACGAUCAAAUACUUGCUUGAUAGCUCCCAAGUUUGGGUGAAACAGCAGGAUGCAAAAGGCAGAAAUGCUUUAUCACUUUUGCGGGGUCAAGAGAACUUCGAUACCGAAAUUGAAAGCUCUCUUACGUCGAUCGGUGCCAUUACAGGAGGCCGCGACCCAGGAGAGUACCAGGUGAUGCUCAAAGAGAGAAGUAAUGCAAUGAUGGUAGUGCUCUCACUCAUAGCAACCAUGGCCUUUCAAGCUGUGUGGGUUCAUCGGGUUUCCUUUGAGGUCAGUGUGGGUGUGAGACUUAUACUGGCAGUACCUCAUUUAAGCCUAAUGGCUGAAGACAUUGUGGAUAUUCUGCAAAGUUUUAAUCUCUCGAACAAGGAGCUGCAAGUAACAGAGAUGGGAGGAGAGCUAUCCUUAGGUAUCAAGGAGUGUCAAGCAGUUUGUUAG